UUUCCACAUUUAGGUAACGGAAGUGCAGCCAAACUUUGCUACGAUGAACUCCCUGGUAGGAUAUUAGACUUUGUGCAUACGGAAACCCCGCCUGAUCAACAAGGAAAAGGAGUGGCCAGAAUGCUUGUUAAAGAAGGUUUCAAGUAUGCUGCAGAAAACAAGUUCAAAAUACGACCCACAUGUCCGUAUGUAGCAAAAUACGCCACUGAAAUGGCGACCGAGGACGAGCGCAAGCUUCUAACAACUUAUAGAGAUCUAGCGUAG
This is a messenger RNA of Angiostrongylus costaricensis, 264 nucleotides long. The record is from the annotation of a GenBank genome assembly. Lineage: Eukaryota; Metazoa; Nematoda; Chromadorea; Rhabditida; Metastrongylidae.